AUGCUAUACUGAAACGUGUGCCUCUUUAUUAGCCUCUUACCCAGUCUACCGUGGCGGGAUGUUACUUCCAUCUUGGAUUUAACUCCUCGUUGGGAAGCCGGCUCGUAUCAAAUACAUAAACUUUUGGCGACCUAAUCCUUACGAAAUUACGUUUCUGUUUACGUUCACAUGUGUUUCAUUUGCGGAUUUUAUUGAUUGAUAAAUCGUAUCCCUCGGCAUGCAAUAGUAACGUCUUAUGACAUUGCUAGUACCUGGUUUCAAAGAGCGGUUGCAGCAGGAGACGCUCAACACUCUAACAGGCACUACAAACACACAAUGUCUGUACCAAGUAGGGCCCGAGUCUAUACUGACGUUAAUUCUCUGAAACCAAGGGAAUACUGGGACUAUGAAAGCUAUGUAGUGGAUUGGGGCCAACAGGACAACUACCAACUGGUGCGAAAGUUGGGUCGUGGAAAAUAUAGUGAGGUUUUCGAAGCAAUUAAUGUUACAAACAAUGAGAAAUGCGUAGUGAAAAUAUUAAAGCCUGUUAAGAAGAAGAAAAUUAAAAGGGAGAUUAAAAUUUUGGAGAAUCUGCGUGGUGGAACAAAUAUAAUUACUUUGCAAGCUGUGGUCAAAGAUCCUGUCUCUCGGACACCUGCUCUUAUCUUUGAACAUGUAAACAAUACAGACUUCAAACAAUUGUACCAGACGCUUACUGAUUUUGACAUUCGUUUUUACCUAUUCGAAUUGCUCAAGGCUUUGGAUUAUUGUCACAGUCAAGGAAUUAUGCAUAGGGACGUAAAACCUCAUAAUGUAAUGAUAGACCACGAAAAUAGAAAAUUACGUUUAAUAGAUUGGGGGUUAGCUGAAUUUUACCAUCCCGGGCAAGAGUACAAUGUUCGCGUAGCUUCUAGGUACUUUAAGGGUCCUGAACUGUUGGUGGACUAUCAAAUGUACGACUAUUCGCUAGACAUGUGGUCAUUAGGAUGCAUGCUGGCGUCGAUGAUCUUCCGGAAGGAGCCGUUCUUCCAUGGCCACGACAAUUACGAUCAAUUAGUUCGCAUUGCGAAGGUGCUGGGCACCGAAGAGCUUUUCGAGUAUCUUGAUAAAUACCAUAUAGAACUAGAUCCACGAUUUAAUGAUAUUCUUGGAAGACAUUCCCGCAAAAGAUGGGAACGCUUCGUCCAUAGCGAAAACCAACAUUUAGUAUCCCCAGAGGCGCUCGAUUUCUUGGACAAGCUGCUACGUUACGACCAUCUGGAGCGUUUGACGGCUCGUGACGCGAUGGAUCACUCCUACUUUUACCCCGUUGUUCAGGAACACUGCCGAAUGAUGUCAACGGUGACUUCAUCUCCUACUCCGCCUACAGGCACAAUGUCUGUUGUAGGAGUAGGUGGUCCUGCCUCCCCAAUUGGAUCGCCGCUAACAAUUCCAGCGUCCCCAAAACUGAUGUCGAUGCGAAAGUCAUCGGCAUUUUUCACUAACCUCGACUCUUCAACAACACCCACCCCCACAUGAAUCACCUUAUUAUAUAAACACAUAAACAACAACAUGCAUUAAUCGUAA
Messenger RNA from Nicrophorus vespilloides, 1545 nucleotides. RefSeq names its product casein kinase II subunit alpha (gene CkIIalpha). The coding region runs from base 316 to 1497 and encodes 393 amino acids. Gene Ontology annotation, biological process: protein phosphorylation. The record is from RefSeq and is a predicted model, not a curated record. Gene Ontology annotation, cellular component: nucleus; cytosol; protein kinase CK2 complex. Gene Ontology annotation, molecular function: protein serine/threonine kinase activity; ATP binding. NCBI's taxonomy places the organism in Eukaryota, Metazoa, Arthropoda, Insecta, Coleoptera, Silphidae. The transcript has 7 exons.